This is a messenger RNA of Meloidogyne enterolobii, 279 nucleotides long. Lineage: Eukaryota; Metazoa; Nematoda; Chromadorea; Rhabditida; Meloidogynidae. The record is from the annotation of a GenBank genome assembly.
AUGAAAAAAAAUUUAUCAAUUUUACUAUUUUAUUUUCUCCAAUUUGCUUCUAACAUAUCAGGCAAAAAUUCUAUUGAGAGUUCAUUAAAUGAAUCUAAUGAUGCUAAUGAAGUUCAAGUAGAAAAUGAAAGUGAAGGUGAUGAAGAAAAAUAUUUUUCGGUAUUUCUAUUUUAUAAUAAACGUUUCUUAAAUAUUUUAAAUUUAAACAUAAGUUAAAUCUUCUGGAUAAUAAACUCUUUGAUUUUGCUAGUGGACUUGAACCUCUUUCGGAAAUAAUAU